GAGAAGGAAAGGACAGACAGAUGACAGACGGGGGUCUGGACAGAAGGGGUGAGGUUUCUUGAAGCAACUGGAGGUCCUGGAAGUCUGGUUCCCACCUUGAGAGCCUCUUCCCAUAGGCAAUGCGCACCCAGGCACAGGAGGGCAGAGAGCAUCUAGAAGAAACGAGGCGCCCCAUUCUCCACAAUAUUCCAGGACAAAAAGCUUCCAAUCACUGCUCCCUGCAUCUCUGUGAAGAGGCCCACUUCUAACAGACCGUGCUGGGCUGACUCCCCAUCAUGCAAGGCAGGCUCAAUCUCCCCACUCUCUGCCACCUCUUUCUCCCCUGGGCCUUCACCACCCUCCACAGAGCCCUGGGGGACCCAGCACCCCACCCUGGCUCCCACUACCUCCUGCCCCCCAUCCACGAGGUCAUUCACUCUCGUCGUGGGGCCACCACCACGCUGCCCUGCGUCCUGGGCGCCCCGCCUCCCAGCUACAAGGUGCGCUGGAGCAAAGUGGAGCCGGGGGAACUCCGGGAAACACCCAUCCUCAUCACCAACGGACUGCACGCCCGGGGCUACGGGCCCCUGGGGGGGCGUGCCAGGAUGCGAAGGGGGCAUCGGCUAGACGCCUCCCUGGUCAUCGCGGGCGUGCGCCUGGAGGACGAGGGCCGGUACCGCUGUGAGCUCAUCAAUGGCAUCGAGGACGAGAGCGUGGCGCUGACCCUGCGCCUGGAGGGUGUGGUGUUCCCGUACCAGCCCAGCCGGGGCCGGUACCAGUUCAAUUACUACGAGGCGAAGCAGGCGUGCGAGGAGCAAGACGGGCGCCUGGCCACCUACGCCCAGCUGUACCAAGCGUGGACCGAGGGUCUGGACUGGUGUAACGCGGGUUGGCUGCUCGAGGGCUCCGUGCGCUACCCUGUACUCACGGCGCGCGCUCCGUGCGGUGGCCCAGGUCGGCCCGGCAUCCGCAGCUACGGGCCCCGCGACCGCAAGCGCGACCGCUAUGACGCCUUCUGCUUCACGUCGGCGCUGUCAGGUCAAGUGUUCUUCGUGCCGGGGCGGCUGACGCUGUCCGAAGCCCACGCGGCUUGCCGGCGGCGCGGGGCCAUGGUGGCCAAGGUCGGGCACCUCUAUGCCGCCUGGAAGUUCUCCGGGCUGGAUCAAUGCGACGGCGGCUGGCUGGCGGACGGCAGCGUGCGCUUCCCCAUCACCACGCCCCGGCCGCGCUGCGGGGGCCUCCCGGAUCCCGGAGUGCGCAGCUUCGGCUUCCCCAGACCCCAGCAGGCGGCCUACGGGACCUACUGCUACUCCGAGUAGGCGCCCCCAGCACCCCCUCCAGUGCGCACAACAAAGCCUGGGAGUCGUGGCAGGGGUCUCUCUCCGCUCCUUUCCCGCGAGCCUCCCCUUCCAACAGACGAGGACCGGCCCCUCUUGACCCACCUUCUCGGCCGAGGGCUGCAGGCCGAGGAUCCCGGCUGGCCCGGCGUCGGGGAAGGGACGCGGUGGCGCACCUGGUGGUGGUGCGCGGCUACGACCCUCGGACCCGCGGCGGUUCGCGCACCCGCAGCAGACGACGCAGCCACUGCUAGGUGACUGGAGGGGCGUCCAAGGGGCAUUAACUGACUUCUAGUAUACAGCAAUAAAAUAACUUGAGGACUCUU
Molecule: messenger RNA, 1642 nt
Organism: Hippopotamus amphibius kiboko
Lineage: Eukaryota; Metazoa; Chordata; Mammalia; Artiodactyla; Hippopotamidae
Gene: HAPLN2
Product: hyaluronan and proteoglycan link protein 2
Exons: 8
Coding region: 276-1298 (340 amino acids)
Biological process (GO): cell adhesion
Molecular function (GO): hyaluronic acid binding
Source: RefSeq, a predicted model, not a curated record